Molecule: messenger RNA, 765 nt
Organism: Polistes dominula (European paper wasp)
Lineage: Eukaryota; Metazoa; Arthropoda; Insecta; Hymenoptera; Vespidae
Source: RefSeq, a predicted model, not a curated record
AUGAAUAAAAUCGUAUUACUUUCACUGUUAUCCUUGGCCACGGCCGCGCCAGUAAUAGUGGAUCAACGUUACAGUCAUGAGGAUUUAAUGCGAAUAGUUCGACACUUGCAAAAUAUUAAAAGAUCGGAUCAAGAAAGUUAUGGAACUUCAGGAGAUGGUGGUGGCUAUGGUGGUGGUGACUAUUCCAGUGGUCACGGAGGUGGUGGUUUCGAAGCUUCCGGAGGACACUUCGAAUCGGGUGGUGGUCAUUUAGAUGGAGGACAUCAGGAUUAUUCGUCUCUCGGAGGAUAUGGUGGUGGAUAUGGUGGUGGAUAUGGUGGUGGAUAUGGUGGUGGACAUGGUGGUGAUGAGGGUGGUCAUGGAAUUUCAUUAGACGGUGGUCAUAAUUACGUUCACAGCGUACCAGUAUCAGAACACGUUGAAGUUACCAAGCCUGUGGCUGUACCAGUUUACAAGGAGAUAGGUAUACCAGUACCACAUCCGGUCAAAAUUGGCGUCCCUCAUCCAGUUGCCGUUGGGAUUCCACAACCAUACCCAGUUGCAGUACCCGUGUCUAAACCUGUCCCAAUCCAAAUAGUGAAGACGGUUGCUGUACCUGUCGAAAAGAAGGUUCCAUAUCCAGUAGAAAAACAUAUACCUGUACCCGUUGAAAAACAUGUUCCCAUAACAAUAGAAAAACACGUGCCAGUGCCAGUAGUUAAACCUUACCCUAUCAGGAUUCCUGUCUAUAAAACUAUCUAUCAUCAUGCGAAAAAGGGUCACUAG